Sorex araneus (European shrew) is the source of this 1810-nucleotide messenger RNA. It is a transcript of the gene CTSC, whose product is annotated as cathepsin C. Gene Ontology annotation, cellular component: lysosome. NCBI's taxonomy places the organism in Eukaryota, Metazoa, Chordata, Mammalia, Eulipotyphla, Soricidae. The record is from RefSeq and is a predicted model, not a curated record. The coding region runs from base 78 to 1475 and encodes 465 amino acids. The transcript is spliced from 7 exons. Gene Ontology annotation, molecular function: cysteine-type endopeptidase activity.
CCGGCCCGCGGCUAUUUGAGAGCGCGCGGCGGCGCGGGUUCGGCCCGUCCAGGCUCUGGCCCGGCUGCUCUCCCGCCAUGGACACCCGGCCGGCCGCGCACCUCGUCCUGCUCCUGUGCCUGCUGUGCGGCGCGGGCCUCGCGCGCGGCGACACGCCCGCCAACUGCUCGUACCCCGACCUGCUGGGCACCUGGCUGCUGCAGGUGGGCGCCCCGCGCGGGCAGCGCCUGGCCAACUGCUCGGCGAUGGGACCACCAGAAAAAAAAGUAGUAGUGCACCUUAAGAAACUGGACACAGCAUAUGAUGAGUUUGGUAAUUCUGGCCAUUUCACCAUCAUCUACAAUCAAGGUUUUGAGAUUGUGCUGAAUGACUACAAGUGGUUUGCCUUUUUUAAGUAUAAAGAAGAGGGCGGCAAGGUCACCAGCUACUGCCAUGAGACGAUGCCUGGGUGGGUCCAUGAUGUGCUGGGCCGUAACUGGGCUUGCUUCACUGGAAGGAAGGUGGACGCUCCCUCUGAGAAAGGGAAUGUGAAUAUGAUACAUCUUCCAACUCUACAGGAAAAGGAGAACUAUUCUAACAGGUUGUACAAAUAUGAUAACAAUUUUGUGAAAACUAUCAAUGCUGUUCAGAAGUCCUGGACUGCAACCACAUACAGGGAGUACGAGACACUUACGCUGAGAGAAAUGAUGCGGAGAGCUGGUGGCCACUGGCAGAGUCACCCAAGGCCCAAACCUGUGCCAUUAACUGCAGAAAUGCAUGCAGAGAAUUUACAGUUGCCAGCAUCUUGGGAUUGGAGAAAUGUUCAUGGUACCAAUUUUGUUAGCCCAGUUCGAAACCAAGGUUCUUGUGGAAGCUGCUACUCAUUUGCUUCUAUGGGCAUGCUCGAAGCUAGAAUUCGCAUACUAACCAAUAACUCUCAGACCCCAAUCUUGAGUCCUCAGGAGAUUGUUUCUUGCAGCCAGUAUGCUCAAGGCUGUGAAGGUGGAUUCCCGUUCCUCAUUGCAGGAAAGUAUGCCCAAGACUUUGGGCUGGUGGAAGAGGACUGCUACCCCUACACAGGUGUUGAUUCCCCGUGCAAACUGAGGGAAAACUGCAUCCGAUACUACACGUCUGAAUACCACUAUGUUGGAGGGUUCUACGGGGGCUGCAAUGAAGCGCUGAUGAAGCUAGAGCUGGUCCGCCAUGGGCCCAUGGCAGUUGCUUUCGAGGUUUAUGAUGACUUCCUCCACUACAAAAAGGGGGUCUACCAGCACACUGGGCUGAGAGACCCUUUCAAUCCCUUUGAGCUAACUAACCACGCUGUUCUGCUGGUGGGCUACGGCACCGACCCCCACACCGGGCUCGAUUACUGGAUUGUUAAGAACAGCUGGGGCACUGCUUGGGGUGAGGAUGGUUACUUCCGGAUCCGCAGAGGAAACGAUGAGUGUGCCAUCGAGAGCAUAGCGAUGGCAGCCACUCCUAUCCCUAAGUUGUAGGGUGUGUCUUCCACCCAACAACCAUCCAUCAUGGAAGAGAACCCAUGUCUUCACAGGCUGGAGACAUAGCAGUUCCUGAAGAGUGCAGACAGAUUCUAAUCAGGAUUUUUGCUCAUAAGAUGAAAACAUCCUUGACUUUAUUACACUUUCCCAUUAAGCCUAUGUUUUUUAAAUAUUAAAUGAAGUUUUUCUGAUGGUGCAGGAAUAAAUUUUUUAAUUAUUCAAUUUCAAACAGAUGCUAUAUAUUUUCAAUGUAUGCGCAAGACUGAUUAUUUUUCAAUUGUAAAAAUAAAAAAUGUGAUUUUUAAAGAUUAUUAAAUGUUAUUUUUAAAGAU